Molecule: messenger RNA, 1138 nt
Organism: Photinus pyralis (common eastern firefly)
Lineage: Eukaryota; Metazoa; Arthropoda; Insecta; Coleoptera; Lampyridae
Product: alpha-tocopherol transfer protein-like
Exons: 5
Coding region: 8-898 (296 amino acids)
Cellular component (GO): membrane
Molecular function (GO): phosphatidylinositol bisphosphate binding
Source: RefSeq, a predicted model, not a curated record
UCAUCCAAUGAGGAACGUAAGCGCGCAAAGUGAAUACGAGAAAGAUGGGAGAUUACGAAAGGACGAUGUGAUGAUUCUGAAGGGUUGGGCGGAAAAGCAGCGCCACCUACCACCGAUUUCUGAGGUUCAGCUCAUCUUCUUCCUGCACAGCUGCUACUACAGCACGGAGUUGGCCAAAUCGACGAUCGAGUCGUUCUUCACGCUGCGCGCCCAAUGCCCGGAGUUCUUCGCGAAUCGAGAUCCCCGAAGGGCGGAAGUCCGAGUGCAGAUCGAUUCGAGUUGCUUUGUGAGUCUCCCAAAGAAAACACACGACGGCAACCGAAUCUUAUUGUACAAGAUGUUUGUUAGUGAGAUAGGAAAAUUUGACCCAAACGAAACCGUCAAGCUUCUGGAUAUGGGUAUCACACUCGAUUUGUUGCAAAAUGGUACAGCGGACGGUAUAGUCGUUGUUUGCGAUCUCGAGGGGGCGACAUUUGCUCACAUAUUAAGAGUUAGCCUUUCGACAGUGCGAAACUCCUAUACGUACCUGCAGGAUGCAGUUCCCGUCCGUCUAAAAGCAGUGCACUACUUUAAUGCGAUAGGUAUACUCGAUAGUAUCAUGGCCAUGAUAAAACCUGUCGUGAAAAACGAGCUGUUUAAUUCUUUGCACGUCCACGGUUCCGUAGAAACGGUCUUCCAAUACGUUCCAAAGGAGUACUUUCCCAGUGACUACGGUGGCCAACAACCCUCGUUGAAAGAACUCCAUGAGACCCAUAUUCAAAAUUUGAUCGACUUCGCCGAAUACUUCGUAAACGAAGAGACGCAGAUUGCCGAUGAAACAAAGAGGGUUGCAAGGCCAGCCAAUGCCAAUGGUACUUUCGGCGCGGAUGGUUCGUUUAAACGGCUAGAGAUCGAUUAAUAUACUGAUAAUAAAAUUUGCUCUUCGUUAAGAAAUUUAAAAAUGAUGAUACCUGCACGUAAAACUUUAUUAUGCCGACGGUUAGCUCAUAGUUUAUUGCAGUCGGCAAUAAAAUCAAAAAUAUCACAAUCAUUACGUAUGUUGUAAUAACCCAGGUCCAGCCGGGAAGCGACUGCGUAACACAAAAUCAAAAAUCAAAGCUCCUAGCCGCACACAACCGAGAGUAGCUCUAGGGUCUUU